UUGGAAACCACGGGAAGGUCAUAGUGCUUCUUCCUCUACAAAGAUGUCAGCGGCCUUGUGUCAGUGUUACCGGCUGCGCAUGUCCAGCAGACAUAUAAUCCUGUUGGCAAAACAUCCUUUGUCUACAGUGAAUAAUGGCAGCGUUUAUCGGAUAUGUCGCCCUGCUCUGGAAUCCCAACAGUUACGGUACUAUGCAUCAGAAGGAAGAAGAGGAUUUCUCUCAGGACUUCUUGACAAUAUUAAACAAGAGCUCUCGAAAAACAAGGAAAUGAAAGAAAAUAUUAAGAAAUUCCGUGAGGAGGCCAAGAAAUUGGAAGAAUCCGAUGCCCUUCAACAAGCUCGUAGGAAAUUUAAAACAAUUGAAUCAGAAACAAUGAAGACGUCUGAGGUGUUCAAAAAGAAAUUUGAGGAGCUGUCAGACACUGUUAAAGAGAGCUUGGAUGAAGUCAGCAAGAGUGACCUUGGACGUAAAAUCCGGGAGGGGGUAGAAGAAGCAGCAAAAAGCGCCAAACACUCGGCUGAAUCGGUGACCAAAGGAGGAGAAAAACUUGGCAAGUCAGCUGCCUUUAAAGCAAUCUCUCAGGGAGUGGAGACUGUCAAGAAGGAAAUCGAUGAAAGUGUUCUUGGAGAGACUGGUCCUUAUCGAGCCCCUUCUAAGUUAAGAAAGAGGAGUGAAUUCUCUGGUGACAGAACCAAAGAAGACAAGAUAUUUGAAGCCAAUGAAGAAGCUAUGGGUGUGGUGCUCCAUAAGGAUUCAAAGUGGUUCCAACAAUGGAAAGAUUUCAAGGACAACAAUGUAGUAUUUAAUAGAUUCUUUGAGAUGAAAAUGAAGUACGAUGAGAGUGAUAACGCUUUUAUUAGAGCAUCACGUACCAUUACCGACAAAGUCAGCGACCUCAUAGGUGGUCUGUUUUCUAAAACCGAAAUGUCUGAGGUCCUCACAGAGAUUCUGAAAGCCGACCCAAGCUUCGACAAGGAUACGUUUUUAAAACUGUGUGAGAGAGAUAUUAUUCCCAACAUCCUGGAGGCCAUGAUAAGAGGUGACCUUGAUGUCCUGAAAGACUGGUGUUAUGAAGCGACGUAUAGUCAGAUGGCGCACCCCAUCCAGCAGGCCAAAGCUAUGGGUCUCCAAUUCCGCUCUAGGAUUCUGGAUAUUGACAAUCUCGAUCUUGCAAUGGGAAAGAUGAUGGAGCAAGGACCAGUGCUUAUUAUAACUUUCCAAGCUCAACUUGUUAUGGUAGUCACAAAUCAGAAGGGCGAAGUGGUAGAAGGAGAUCCUGACAAGGUAUUACGGAUGCUGUACGUAUGGGCACUCUGCAGAGACCAAGAUGAACUUAACCCUUAUGCAGCUUGGAGACUCUUAGAUAUAUCCUCAUCUGGCUCUGAGCAAAUCCUUUGAGAACGAGAACCUCCGCGGGCCAGCUGCUGUGCCUCCUCCCACUGAUGUAAAUUCAGGGAGCCUGAAGGGAUGCUGAAAUUCAUAUUUAUCCCUUGUACUGCUGGCCUCUCAGAGACAUUAAAACUUUCUCUUUCCAUGGGAGAGUACCAUAUAUUGCCAUAUUGGUUAGAACUUUGUCAAUGAGGAGAAAAUAAACCUGUUUCAUAUUGUUUAGUUACUCAAAAAUAAUUGGCUGUAAGUCAUAAGAGUAUAAAUUCAAUGAUGGUUUUUUAAACGUGCCUCCAAGGGCAAGUCAGCUAGUACCCAGUGACAUGUUUGAGGAUUCUACUAGAACAAAGCUAUAUUGAAGAUGCAGACCUAUUUCAAGAGAUGUAAUUUAGACAACACAUUCAAGGUCUUGUUUUUAAAAACACUGAGCUUAUGCUUUGUUCUUCUCAUUUAUGUAUGAUAUCACACAAAUUCCUGAAUUUGCAAGCACAAAAAAAUAAUUAUUCAUAUCAACCAUAGCCAUAAUUAAUUUUAAGUUAGAUUGUACAUUUUUGAGAUUAUUUUUCUUUUAUAUGUUAGUCAAGUUUUGUUACCAGUCCAAUAAGAUAUUAUAAUUAUGUCACUUUAACACACUGGAAAACCUUGGCGUAAGCUGUGACGUUGGAGAAGACAAAAGAAAGCUUUCUUUUUAUCCAGAAAAAAACUUGGCCUUAAAGAUCGCUGAUCUGGGAAAGUCCGUGAUUAAAAAACAAAAAAAAAAGAGAAAUUUACACAGGGUUUGUAAAAAGAUUUUCUUUCUAAACCAGAAAAUAGGG
Molecule: messenger RNA, 2202 nt
Organism: Pelobates fuscus (common spadefoot toad)
Lineage: Eukaryota; Metazoa; Chordata; Amphibia; Anura; Pelobatidae
Gene: TIMM44
Product: translocase of inner mitochondrial membrane 44
Exons: 13
Coding region: 44-1399 (451 amino acids)
Biological process (GO): protein import into mitochondrial matrix
Cellular component (GO): mitochondrial inner membrane
Molecular function (GO): protein-folding chaperone binding
Source: RefSeq, a predicted model, not a curated record